CGGGGUUGGCGAGGCAGGUGCUGCGGCCCGAUCCUCGCGCUUGGAGGACAGAUGUGCCCAGGCGUCGGGGCGCGCAGACCAGAGCUCAGGUGAAGCUCUUGGAAAGGGCAAGACGGCGGCGACGAGAUGCGAGCGGAGGAGACCUGCGCCCCCGGCGCCCCCAGUGCUCCGGGGACCCGGCGCAAGCCCGGCCCCGAGCCACGCCUGUCCAGCCAGCUGCUGCCCGAGCUGUACACGUUCGUGGCGCGCGUGCUGUUCUACCUGGCGCCCGUCUACCUAGCCGGCUACCUGGGGCUCAGCAUAACCUGGCUGCUGCUUGGCACCGUGCUGUGGAUGUGGUGGCGCAGGAACCGCCGCGGGAAGCUCGGGCGCCUGGCGGCCGCCUUCGAAUUCCUGAACAACGAACGCCAGUUCAUCAGCCGCGAGCUGCUGGGCCAGCACCUGCCGGCCUGGAUCCACUUCCCGGACGUGGAGCGGGUCGAGUGGGCCAACAAGAUCAUCUCCCAGACCUGGCCCUACCUAAGCAUGAUCAUCGAAAACAAGUUCCGGGAGAAACUCGAGCCCAAGAUCCGGGAGAAGAGCGCCCACCUGAGGACCUUCACCUUCACUAAGCUCUACUUCGGACAGAAGUGCCCCAGGGUCAACGGCGUCAAGGCGCACGCCAGCAAGCACAACCGAAGACAGGUGGUUCUGGACCUGCAGAUAUGCUACGUCGGGGACUGUGAGAUCAGCGUGGAGCUGCAGAAGAUCCAGGCUGGUGUGAACGGGAUCCAGUUGCAGGGCACACUGCGGGUGAUCCUGGAGCCCCUCCUGGUGGACAAGCCCUUUGUGGGGGCCGUGACCAUGUUUUUCCUUCAAAAGCCGCACCUGCAGAUCAACUGGACAGGCCUGACCAACCUGCUGGAUGCGCCUGGAAUCAAUGAGGUGUCGGACAGCCUGCUGGAGGACCUCAUCGCUGCCCACCUGGUGCUGCCCAACCGCGUGACUGUGCCCGUGAAGAAGGGGCUGGACCUGACCAACCUGCGCUUCCCUCUGCCCUGUGGAGUGAUCCGAGUCCACUUGCUGGAGGCGGAGAAGCUGGCCCAGAAGGACAACUUCCUGGGCAUCCGAGGCAAGUCAGACCCCUAUGCGAAGGUGAGCAUUGGCCUGCAGCAUUUCCGGAGCAAGACCAUCUACAAGAACCUGAACCCCACCUGGAACGAAGUGUUUGAGUUCAUAGUGUAUGAAGUCCCUGGGCAAGACCUGGAGGUGGACCUGUAUGAUGAGGAUCCUGACAGGGACGAUUUCCUGGGCAGCCUGCAAAUCUGCCUCGGGGACGUCAUGUCAAACAGAGUGGUGGAUGAGUGGUUUGUCUUGAAUGACACAACCAGUGGGCUGCUGCACCUGCGGCUGGAGUGGCUUUCACUGAUCGCUGACCCAGAAGCUCUGACUGAUGACCAUGGUGGCCUUUCCACUGCCAUCCUCGUGGUCUUCUUGGAGAGCGCUUGCAAUCUGCCGAGAAAUCCUUUUGACUACCUGAACGGCGAAUAUCGAGCCAAAAAACUCUCCAGGUUUGCCAAGAAUAAGGUCAGCAGAGACCCUUCUUCCUACGUCAAGCUAUCCGUAGGCAAGGAGACACACAUGAGCAAGACCUGUCCCCGCAGCAAGGAUCCUGUGUGGAGCCAGGUGUUCUCCUUCUUUGUGCAUAACGUGGCAGCUGAGCAGCUGCAUCUGAAGGUGCUUGAUGAUGACCAGGAGUGUGCUCUGGGAGUGCUGGAGGUCCCCCUGUGUGAGAUUCUCCCCUAUGCAGACCUUACCCUCGAGCAGCGCUUUCAGCUGGACCAUUCAGGCCUGGAAAGCCUCAUCUCCAUGAGGCUGGUGCUUCGGUUCCUGCGUGUGGAAGAACGAGAGCUGGGGAGCCCAUACACAGGACAUGAAGCCCUAAAGAAAGGCCCUCUGUUCAUUAAGAAGGUGGCUACCAACCAGGGUCCCAAAGCCCCACCUCAGGGAGAGGGCCCUACAGAUCUGCCAUGCCCCCCAGACCCUGCUUCUGAUAUCAAGGAAGCCUCCAAGAGCACCACGACAACCACCAGUGCCACCACUGCUGCCACUGAGCCCAUGCCCCAAGAGACAGGCCCAGAGCCCAAAGGCAAGGACAGUGCCAGAGGCUUCUGUGAGCCCAUGGGGGAGAAGAAGAGUUCGGCUACCAGCUUCCUGACUGUCCCAGGCUCCCACUCUCCAGGGCCCAUCAAGUCACGUAGACCCAUGAAAUGCCCUGCCUCCCUAUUCGCAUGGCCACCCAAGAGGCUGGCUCCCAGCAUGUCCUCGCUCAACUCCCUGGCCUCCUCCUGCUUUGACCUGACAGAUAUCAGCCUCAACACUGAAGGCGAGGGUCUCAGGCGGCAGGGGCUGGGCGAGAUUCAGCUCACAGUGCGCUACGUGUGUCUGCGGCACUGCCUCAGUGUGCUAAUCAACGGCUGCAGAAACCUGACACCCUGUACCGUCAGUGGAGCUGAUCCCUACGUCCGUGUCUACUUGUUGCCAGAAAGGAGGUGGGCAAGUCGUAAGAAGACUUCAGUGAAACGGAGGACCUUGGAACCCCUGUUUGAUGAGACAUUUGAAUUUUUUGUUCCCAUGGAAGAAGUAAAGAAGAGGUCACUAGAUGUGGCAGUGAAGAACAGUAGGCCACUUGGCUCACACAGAAGGAAGGAGCUAGGAAAAGUACUGAUUGACUUAUCAAAAGAAGAUCUGAUUAAGGGCUUCUCACAAUGGUAUGAGCUGACUCCAGAUGGACAGCCCAGAAGUUGAUGAUGAGCACCAUUAUCACCGUUAGACUAAAAUCUUGUACAUAUGUAUAUUUUGUAAUUUAAAUUAGAACAGCUAUUUGAAAAUAUAUACAUACAUUCUUGUGUGAAAUUUAACUAAGACUGGAUAGUAUUAGGAAGAGGUAAACAUGUAAAAGCAAGAACCACUCUCUCGGUUGGAUUUAAUUGUUCAAAUCCAGAAAGAAAUGGGGUAUUCAUGCCUAAUAAAUUAUCAAAACCUCAGGGGUGAUUUUUCACUUUUGGUAGGUAAUUACAGACCAUUUGACUUAGGACUUGCCUGAAUGUAUGUGUCAGAAUCCUCGUGUCUCAGACAUAGAGGGUAAGGGAGGUCUGUUCCUGGAGCAGCUACCAGUAUUCCUGGGCAGUAACUGACCAAGGGAGGAGGCUUCUUUUAUGGGAGUAAAAAGUGACCCAUACCAAAAGUGCCAAGAGCUGACACUACCUAAGCCCUUC
Molecule: messenger RNA, 3257 nt
Organism: Ceratotherium simum simum (southern white rhinoceros)
Lineage: Eukaryota; Metazoa; Chordata; Mammalia; Perissodactyla; Rhinocerotidae
Gene: ESYT3
Product: extended synaptotagmin 3
Biological process (GO): lipid transport
Cellular component (GO): endoplasmic reticulum membrane
Molecular function (GO): calcium ion binding; phosphatidylethanolamine binding; calcium-dependent phospholipid binding
Source: RefSeq, a predicted model, not a curated record